Ambispora leptoticha is the source of this 790-nucleotide messenger RNA. NCBI's taxonomy places the organism in Eukaryota, Fungi, Glomeromycota, Glomeromycetes, Archaeosporales, Ambisporaceae. The record is from the annotation of a GenBank genome assembly.
AUGUCAUUUUUAAAUAACGAAGAAAUAAAAAUUAAUUGUCCGAGUUGUGAAGCGAAGCGGGCAAAUGAUAAACAAAACUGUGAAUAUUGUAAACUACGAUGGGCAAGUGAAAAGAAGGAGAACUGUCCAAAGUGUCAUCAAAAAUGGAAUGUUCAUUAUCAGUUUUGUCCUACUUGUGACCUCCCACCAUGGAGCAGUGGGAAUGAUAAAAUUGAUCAAAUUAUAAAGGAAUCUCAGCUUAAAUUUGAUAAUAAAUCCGUUAUUGGUUUACUUGAGUGGAUUCUUUAUGAAGAAUUUGAAAAUAUAAAUUCUAUUGCUAAAGGAGGUUUUGGCAGCAUAUCAAAAGCCAUAUGGAGAUCGGGAUCCGCUCAUUUCGAUGAAGAAAAAAGAAAAUUCAUUAGAUCAGGACCAAAACCAGUUGCUUUAAAAAAAUUAUCCGAAUCAAGCGAUGCAAAUUAUGAUAUUAUUCAAGAAAUACAAUCUGUGAUUUUAUUUCGAUGCAACGUAUUCAUUGCUAAAAUAUAUGGAAUUUCCAGAGAUCCGGUGACUGGUGACUAUAUUCUAGUCUUUUAUUAUUACGAGAACGGUACGUUGUAUAAUCGAAUCACGCAAGAGGAGAAGAUGUCAUUUACUUUAUUGCAACAUGAUUUAAAGGAGUUAGCUACAGGAUUGGAAAUUUUACAUGAACGUGGAUACGUUCACCGUGAUUUGCAUAGUGGUAAUAUUUUAUGUGCUCCUGCUUUAUAUAUAACCGAUUUCGGGAAUUGCAAAAAAGUUGCAGAGAUUACAG